Molecule: messenger RNA, 651 nt
Organism: Syzygium oleosum
Lineage: Eukaryota; Viridiplantae; Streptophyta; Magnoliopsida; Myrtales; Myrtaceae
Product: 60S ribosomal protein L31
Exons: 3
Coding region: 130-492 (120 amino acids)
Biological process (GO): cytoplasmic translation
Cellular component (GO): cytosolic large ribosomal subunit; ribosome
Molecular function (GO): structural constituent of ribosome
Source: RefSeq, a predicted model, not a curated record
CACUAGGGUUUUAUUAGCCUUCCCCCUACCUUUCUUCACUCCUCGUCUCCCUAAUCUCAGCAUCGCCUUCGCUUCGCCCUCGCCCUCUGCCCAUUGGCGCCGCGGUUGAACUGAAGAGGGUCGUCCAGGAUGGUGGAGAAGACGGCAGGGAGAAAAGAGGAGGUGGUCACUCGAGAGUACACCAUCAAUCUCCACAAGCGCCUCCAUGGCUGCACCUUUAAGAAGAAAGCUCCCAAGGCCAUAAAGGAGAUCAGGAAGUUUGCCCAGAAAGCCAUGGGAACCACGGAUGUUAGAGUCGAUGUGAAGCUGAACAAGCAGAUAUGGAGCAGGGGGAUCCGAAGUGUUCCGAGGAGGAUCAGGGUCCGCAUAGCUCGCAAGAGGAACGAGGAUGAAGACGCCAAGGAAGAGCUCUACUCUCUCGUCACCGUCGCUGAGAUCCCAGCGGAGGGGAUAAAGGGGUUGGGUACCAAGAUCAUUGAGGAUGAUGAGUAGUUUAUUUUUGCUACAGUUGAUUGUAUUGACCCUAAAUUCUGUCGGAAUAUCAGUUUUGUCGAGCAUUUUCAUUAUCACAUGAGCCUAUGGGACACACAUUAGUUGCUUGACUGUUCUUUUGCAACACUCUCGAAUGAAUUUCCAGUUCUGCUUCUUUGA